UUAUAAUCACAGUAGGCCAUAGACCAAUAUUUCAUAGAACUCCAACGGAAAAUAUCAUUACUAAAAAAUUAUCCAGUUGAUCAGAACCUUUUUUUCUAGAAAGUCUCUUGCGAAAAAUAGGAUAUGUCCCGACUGUCUCCUCGAAUCAUGAAGGAGACACAGCGUCUUCUGACGGAUCCCAUUCCGGGGAUUAGUGCCAUCCCGGAUGAGAAUAAUGCCCGUUACUUCCACGUUCUCAUCUCUGGGCCCCAUGACUCGCCCUUCGAAGGUGGAAUUUUCAAGCUGGAGCUGUUUCUACCGGGCGAUUAUCCCAUGAAGGCGCCGAUGGUUCGGUUCCUGACGAAAAUCUAUCAUCCCAAUAUCGAUAGAUUGGGUCGAAUCUGCUUGGACGUGCUAAAGGACAAAUGGAGUCCGGCCCUUCAGAUUCGCACCAUUCUCCUUUCGAUCCAGGCCCUGCUAAGUGCCCCCAAUCCGGACGAUCCACUGGUCAACGAUGUGGCAGACUUAUGGAAGGUCAAUCAGAAGAGGGCCAUUCAGAUUGCCCGGGAGUGGACCUUGAGAUAUGCCGUGAAAAACUGAUUUCCCUUGGGAAAAACAAAAAAAUGUACAAAUAAUUCUGUAUUUUUUGGAUCACAAAGAAGGAAUUAAAUUGUGGAAAACCAUUGCCCUUUCUGUA
Messenger RNA from Drosophila subpulchrella, 676 nucleotides. Its product is annotated as ubiquitin-conjugating enzyme E2 N. The transcript is spliced from 2 exons. Bases 124 to 579 code for a protein of 151 amino acids. The record is from RefSeq and is a predicted model, not a curated record. Lineage: Eukaryota; Metazoa; Arthropoda; Insecta; Diptera; Drosophilidae.